UUGACUCCUGAGAAAUUUUAAAUACAUAACUCCUACUCAUCGAGAAAUGUUUGAACAAUAUUUAUUUUUUAAUAUUCUGGCGUUGAAAAGACUGCUGCUUGCUUUUAGAGCCACACUACAAUACCCAUACUGCCUCGCUUACAUAUUAGAGGGGAGAGGUGAGUGACCCGAGUAGGAGAGCAGUCUGGAACUAUAGAACUGCCCGUGCAAGCGUGGUCUGCUGCUUUUGAUAUGUCGGAUCCGGCAGUGCAAACCUUGCAACCGCGGCUGCUCCAAGCCCAAACUAGUGGAUCGGCCACUGCAACGGUGGGGUCUGCAUCAGGAAAUACUAGUGACCCUGUCAGACCCGGCCUCAGCCAACAACAACGUGCGAGUCAGAAGAAAGCUCAAGUCCGUGCUUUCCCACGGGCGAAAAAGCUUGAAAAACUCGGCGUUUUCUCCGCUUGCAAGGCUAGUGACACAUGUAAGUGCAAUGGCUGGAAGAAUCCCCAUCCACCAUCAGCCACCCGCAUGGACCUGCAGCAGCAAGCGGCGAGCCUGAGCGAGUCCUGUCGCAGUUGUGGACAUGAUCUGGCGGACCAUGUGUCCCACCUGGAGAACGUUUCGGAGGAAGAGAUCAACAGGCUGCUGGGGAUGGUUGUGGACGUGGAGAAUCUCUUCAUGUCUGUGCACAAGGAGGAGGACACAGACACCAAGCAGGUCUACUUCUACCUCUUCAAGCUGUUGAGGAAAUGCAUCUUGCAGAUGAGCCAGCCCCUGGUAGAAGGAUCAUUGGGAAGCCCCCCAUUUGAAAAGCCCAACAUAGAGCAGGGAGUGUUGAACUUUGUUCAGUACAAGUUCAGCCACCUGGCACCAAAGGAGAGGCAGACCAUGUUUGAGCUCUCCAAGAUGUUUCUCUUGUGCCUCAACUACUGGAAGCUGGAGACGCCCACGCAGUUCCGCCAGCGCUCCCAGAAGGAUGAUGGCACUGCCUAUAAAGUGGACUACACCAGGUGGCUGUGUUACUGCCAUGUCCCCCAGAGUAACGACAGCCUGCCACGCUAUGAGACCACCCAGGUGUUCGGCCGCAGCCUCCUCAAGUCCAUCUUCACGGUGACCCGGCGUCAGCUCCUGGAGAAGUUCAGAGUGGAGAAGGACAAGCUCCUGCCUGAGAAACGCACUCUCAUCCUCACACAUUUCCCCAAAUUCCUGUCCAUGCUGGAGGAGGAAAUUUAUGGAGAGAAUUCUCCCAUAUGGGAGGCAGACUUUACCAUGCCUGCCUCAGACGGAGCACAGCUGGGCCACCAGACAGUGAUCAGCCCAGCUGCAGUGUCUGGCUCGCCCUCCUUUACCAAGGGGAUGAGCAGUGGCUCCUCGCUGGGCAGCUUGGGGCUGGAGGCAGGGGCUGCAGAGCCCCCUACAGGGGAGAAGAGGAAGUUGCCGGAAGCUCUGACCUUGGAGGACGCCAAACGUAUCCGGGUCAUGGGUGACAUCCCUAUGGAGCUGGUGAAUGAGGUCAUGAUGACCAUCACUGACCCAGCUGCCAUGUUAGGGCCAGAGACAAACCUCCUGACUCCUAACGCUGCCCGGGAUGAGACUGCCAGGCUGGAGGAGAGGCGGGGCAUCAUUGAGUUCCAUGUCAUUGGGAACUCACUUUCCCAGAAGUCCAACAAAAAGAUCCUGAUGUGGCUGGUGGGCCUUCAAAAUGUGUUUUCCCACCAGCUACCCCGGAUGCCUAAAGAGUACAUCACACGGCUAGUGUUUGACCCGAAGCACAAGACCCUGGCUCUCAUUAAAGAUGGCCGUGUGAUAGGGGGCAUCUGUUUCAGGAUGUUCCCCACGCAGGGAUUCACAGAAAUAGUCUUCUGUGCUGUCACAUCCAAUGAGCAAGUCAAGGGCUAUGGAACACACCUGAUGAACCACCUGAAGGAGUACCACAUCAAACACAGCAUUCUCUACUUCCUUACGUAUGCCGACGAGUACGCCAUUGGCUACUUCAAGAAGCAGGGUUUUUCCAAAGACAUAAAAGUGCCCAAGACACGUUACCUUGGUUACAUCAAGGACUACGAGGGGGCCACUCUCAUGGAGUGUGAACUCAACCCCAGGAUCCCAUACACGGAGCUCUCACACAUCAUCAAGAGACAGAAAGAGAUCAUUAAGAAGCUUAUAGAGAGGAAGCAGAGUCAGAUCAGGAAGGUGUACCCCGGCCUCACCUGCUUCAAGGAGGGGGUACGACAGAUCCCCGUGGAGAGCAUUCCAGGCAUACGAGAGACAGGAUGGAAGCCUAGUGGAAAGGAGAAAGGGAAGGAGCUGAAGGAUCCAGACCUGCUGUAUAACAUGCUGAAGAACCUCCUUGCCCAGAUCAAGACUCAUCCAGACUCCUGGCCAUUUAUGGAACCAGUGAAGAAGUCGGAGGCUCCAGACUACUACGAGAUCAUCCGCUUCCCCAUCGACCUGAAGACCAUGACCGAGAGGCUGAAGAACAGAUACUACGUGACCAAGAAACUCUUCAUCGCAGACCUGCAGCGCAUCAUCACCAACUGCCGCGAGUACAACCCCCCCGACAGCGAGUACUGCAAGUGCGGCAACACCCUGGAGAAGUUCUUCUACUUCAAGCUGAAAGACGGAGGCUUGAUCGAGAAGUGAUUCCGGGGGGUUGCGCAGCUUUUGUGUGUGUUUGGGGGAAGAUGAUGUAUGUUAUCGAUGAUUGAAGGGAUAAUGUGGUUUAGGAAACGGCGUUCCAGAAGAAAAAUGGUGUUUGCCAGUAAGUGUCAAAACGUUUUUGUGCACCCUCUCCGUUCUGUACCCCUUUAAGUUUUUCCCUCUUCACUCCCACUCUGCGUGGUUUCGAAUCCCAGCUCAGUCUGACGAGCUCAGUUUACGUAAGUCAAUCAAGGACUAAGACUGAAUACAUAUUGCAAUUGAUGUACCAAAAUGACUGGUCCCAUUGUAGCAUAAAUCAUCAAAACUAGAUUUCUUCCUCUUCAUGUGAGUUACCCUCAAGUUGCAGGGCAGCCUUUCCCCAGGGCUGUUUCCCCCCCAUCAGAGUUAGGAGAGGGUCCCGGCGGCCCUUCAGUACGACUGACGAGGCGACCAUGGCUCCUGAAUGCACAGACAGAUGAGUGCUUUAUUUAGGUAAUCAUUGUUACUUUCACAGGAUACUGGAUCUAAGGACCUAAGCCGCUGUUGCCUUCUGUUACUGACAUACACUUGAAAAGAGGCCAAUGUACUUCUAAGGUAUUACUGCAAAGAGCCCAAGAGCAAGGGCAUGGUCAGAUCCAGCUUGACCUCAGACAGACAAGUCCAAAAUCCACGAUCAUAUUUGUUCUGUGGGGAUAAUGAUUAGAGAGCUACAGUAAAACGUGUACUGUAAUUGAAGUGUUUAGAUUCACUUUUCUUUCGCAAGUAUUGGCCAGUAUGUGGUUUUUGUGUUAAAUAGAUGUACAGGGGACAAAAUAUAGGUCGUAGAAGGUGUGGAUUCAAAUAUUUAUUUUUCCGGAUGGUUCCAAAAUCCCAAAAUGGUGGGAUCCAAACAUGACUGUAAAAAACAAAACAAAAACACGUUUCUACUUCCCCUGGUUGUUCUGCCCAACCCUCUGUGUUCACCCUGUCGUCCUGCUGGUUGUGCUGUUGCGAUUCUUGACGCACAAAACGUUUCGGGUUGUGUUUCUACACUCCAUACUCACUGACUGCAUUGCUGCGUGGUGGAGAUCAGUGUAUUUAUACAAUACAGAUGUUAUAUCUAAUUUAAAAUGACCAUGGCCUAAUGCCACACAACACGUAACAAUCGGGUCAGUGAUUGUAGUCCUCGUCAAAAGCCUUGUUCGCUGUUAUCUGCCAGACGCUAAUUGGAAGUGACUUGUCUGUAGCGACUGAGCCUGCUUGCUGAGUGUCCACUGAACUGUGUGUGUGUCUGUCUGUGUGUUCAUUUUGUACUUGAAUCAUGACUUGCUUCGAGCAACUGAAGUGAUGUCAACGUUGCGUUUUUCAGGGUUGUCAGUUAUGUAUCCCUCAAUCUACCUAUGCUGCAUUUAAAACCUAAAAUAUGGAGUCAGAGUGAAAUGUUAUGACUGAGGACUGCUACAGUUUCAUUAGUUAUGGUUUGAAAGCUAUUUACUGUAAUAUUGUUAAUUGAAAUAAAGAUCUUUUAUAAUAAAAUAAUAGUUUUCAUGUUAGCUGGAACAUAUCA
Osmerus eperlanus (European smelt) is the source of this 4168-nucleotide messenger RNA. RefSeq names its product K(lysine) acetyltransferase 2A (gene kat2a). The transcript is spliced from 19 exons. NCBI's taxonomy places the organism in Eukaryota, Metazoa, Chordata, Actinopteri, Osmeriformes, Osmeridae. The record is from RefSeq and is a predicted model, not a curated record. Gene Ontology annotation, biological process: chromatin remodeling; positive regulation of transcription by RNA polymerase II. Gene Ontology annotation, molecular function: histone H3 acetyltransferase activity; protein binding. The coding region runs from base 232 to 2625 and encodes 797 amino acids. Gene Ontology annotation, cellular component: ATAC complex; nucleus.